Molecule: messenger RNA, 4092 nt
Organism: Solea solea (common sole)
Lineage: Eukaryota; Metazoa; Chordata; Actinopteri; Pleuronectiformes; Soleidae
Product: G-protein coupled receptor 26-like
Exons: 3
Coding region: 425-1453 (342 amino acids)
Biological process (GO): adenylate cyclase-activating G protein-coupled receptor signaling pathway
Cellular component (GO): membrane
Molecular function (GO): G protein-coupled receptor activity
Source: RefSeq, a predicted model, not a curated record
GCUUCUCGGGGGAGGCGAGAGCGAGUAGCCCACACACUGGGCAGCGUGUGCGGAGGGGUGAUGCCUCCAGAGCGCAUCACUGGACGACAAGACGCCACUGCAAGACGCAGUGCCAGAAGAGAGCAGCUUUGGCACGGGAGCUUGGUUUCCUGCAGUUUGUAGGAGCAGGGGAGGAGGAGGGGAAGAUUCAAAACUACGAAUCCCAAAACAAACAAAGAAAGCGCUGCUCAUGUCGGAAUCCUCCCGAUCAUCUCCAACACGGUGACAAUGUAGCGGGGACAAGCGGCGCGGAUCUCCACCGGUGGAGAGAGAAGUGGGGACGCACGGGCACGGUUAUGAUGAGGGGAUUAAUGCCAAUCUGCAGCAGCGGCGGCGCAUGAAUGGAUAUGUGCAGAAAAAGUGUGGAUAAGUGAGUGACCACAGGAUGGACACUACGGAGGUCAUCCUCUCUGUGUUGGUGGUUGUUAUUAUUAUAGUGUCGUUGUUGUCCAACGUCCUGGUGCUGGUCUGUUUCCUGUACAACCCGGAGAUCCGCAAGCAGGUGCCCGGUCUCUUCAACCUCAACCUCACCUUCUGCAACUUGUUGCUGACCGUGUCCAACAUGCCGCUCACUCUGGUGGGACUCGUCAGCAAGACUCAGCCGGGAGGGGACGGCUUCUGCCAGAGCGUGGGAUUCCUGGAGACCUUCCUGUCCACGAACUCGAUGCUGAGCAUGGCCGCGCUCAGCAUCGACAGGUGGAUCGCGGUGGUGUUCCCGCUGAGGUAUCACUCCAAAAUGCGCCACAAGGACGCGGCGUUUGCGCUCGGCUACACGUGGGCGCACUCCAUGUCCUUCUCCACGGUGGCCACCUGCCUCUCCUGGGUGGGAUACCACCGGCUUUACGCGUCCUGCACCCUGGCCAACCCCAGGGCGAGCAGCCGGACCCAGUUUGUCAUUUUCACCGUGUUUUUCCACUCCUUCACCUUUCUCCUGUCUUUUAUAGUGUUAUGUGUCACUUACCUCAAAGUACUGAAAGUGGCGAGGUUUCACUGUAAAAGGAUCGACGUCAUUACAAUGCAAACUUUGGUGCUGCUGGUGGAUAUACAUCCCAGCGUCCGCCAGCGUUGCCUGGAGGAGCAGAAACGGCGGCGGCAGAGAGCGACGAGGAAGAUCAGCACGUUCAUUGGCACCUUCAUGCUCUGCUUUGCUCCCUACGUGAUCACCAGGAUUGUGGAGUUAUUUCCAGCAGUGCCUAUCAAUCCUCACUGGGGCAUCGUCUCCAAGUGCUUAGCGUACAGCAAGGCGGCGUGUGACCCCUUCGUGUACUCGCUGCUUCGACACCAGUACAGGAAGACGUGCGCCGACAUCAUCAAUAGGCUGCUGAAGCGCGGCUCCUUGAACACGUCCGGCCGCGGCCAAGACAACCAAGUCAGCAGCAUUCCCCACAGUGGAGUGACGGAGAGAGUGGACUGAUAGGAGACGGGGGUCCGAGGGUGGACUUGGCUCUCGGACGACAUGAAGCUGAUUUAUUGUGGAUGAGGAAGAAGAAGACAAAUGUCCGUGUUCUGUAUCUGCCUGAAUCUAAUGUGACAUUUCAAGAAGCGAGCGGCGACACCGACGAGGCACAGGGGCCGCUGUGUUUGCACAGCGAGGGUCCACAGCAGCGCGUCAGUGGAGAGGACGUUUCACAAAUGGCAGAUAGAGCGCUGUGUCUCACAUGUCUCGGGGCCUCACUCAAACACGUACUGAUUUUGCAGUAUGUGUUUGUGUUUUAAGAAUAAAUCACUGUAGUAUAUAUAGUCAUAUUUAAAAAAAAAGAGAGACAGGAGUGGCUGUACGUGUGUUGUAGUCUGUGCAAAGUGUUUGCAAGUGACAAGUAACGCGUCCAUACUGUAUGUAGCACUGAGAACUAGCCUAACCAAAAUUAACUGUGUAUUGUAUAAGUAAUUAAAUAGCCGUAUAAAAAAAAAGAAAGAAGAUGAAAUCAUACAAUACAGCAGAUGGUGCAGCUGCACAGUCUGGCUCAGGUUUAUUUUACACUUGAUCUCUCUCGGUCAGACACAUUCUUAGACGACUUUCAUUUUUCUAAGUGCAUCGCUUUGAAGCACGAGGGCCAGUGGAAGGAAGGCAGGAACAAGCAGGACUUCAUGUUUGCUGUUUGAAGGACUUACUGACCUGGCCAAGCAGAGGUUUAAUGGGAAACAUGGGCCUUGAAAACCAGCUGCCUUUGCUAUCAUGACUGACAUGUGCCCCUCAGGUUGUUUAGUCAACUGGAGCGUGACCAACUGUACUUGUUAUUCACAGAGGGGAGUAAACCCACAGAGACUGCAUCGCUCUCUGCCUCAUAACUUUGAGUAAGAGGGACACAGGGAAGGCAAAUGAAGGCCCACAUGACGUCUGUCACGUGUAAUUGACUGGCGAUCUGUCGUUUGUCUACAGUGAUAGCAGCAAACGGGCAAAAAAAAAAGCAAAAAGAAUCCUUUUCCUGAAGUGAGUGCAGCAGUAUCAUGAAUAUUACUGCCACCUUUUCUUUUUCACAAUGUUAUUUGUUGCAAUUACUGAAUCGGACGUUGGCGAGACCACAUGAAGGCAAUGAUCGCUCUCAUAAUCGAGAAUCAUUUCUAGUUCUUGGGCCUCCAGGCGGAGAGGCACACUUAAAAAUGAAUAACUGAUCAGUUUAUGAUUACAUCACUCACGUACAUUUGAAAGGUCAGUGGGUGAUAACAAACUAGUUUACGAGGCUAAAUAUGAUCACCGGGAAUGGGUAUGCUCCACAGUGCGGUUCCAUUUCAAUAUUGAGGUUGCUGUUGAAAGGAUUUAAGGAUGUAAAAUGAACUAUCUUCAUCGUUUCUACCUCAAGAGGUGGUGUUGUUUUUUUUAAAAAAGGGAGUGGGUAGGAUGUAACAAAAAGCAAUAGUUUUACCACAUUUUAAUAACACUUACAUCUGCAUAAGCUAUUAGAAAAUACACACUAUACAUUUAACAUGAUUUCAUCAUGAGUACAGUAGAGUCCUAAAAGAUGAAGCGAAAUCUGAAAUAACAUAAUAAUUGAACUUAAAAUCCCACAAACAACGUAUCAAUGAAUAAAUAUUCCCUCAUUUCAAAGUGGAGACCAUAGUCUUUGUUUACAUGAAACAUUCAUAUCACUAAUUCUCCACCCGUGUGUUUAGAUGUAUUCAUGGAAAUCAGAGAGACAGCUUUCAUAGUAUUUGAUUUAUAAGAAGAGAUACAUGGCAACCAAUAAUAAACAUCCAGUGUUAGUCGUGUAUUUGUCGUAUAUUAGAGUUUUCCAAUGCGAUGUGUAGCUACUGAAGGACGACAUUACCACAGAUUUACAUGAACUCUAAAUUCAUCCAUAAUUCUACAUAUUUAAGUCAAAUCGUGAAGACGGGCGACUCACUCCGUGUUGUGUCUGCCGUGUUACGCCCACUUUUUUCUGUAUCAGAAGACAGGCAGCUCUGUAUCAGAGAGCUUUUGACCGGGUUCCACUUAAGAGUUGACGUCAUUUAGGAGAAGGUGCUUCAAAAAAAACAAAAAAAGCAUAUUAUAUAUUAUAUAUUGUACUGUUGUAUUUUGAAAGUUCAUUUUACAGGACGUAUGACUUUUCCGUGCAUUUGUACACCUUGUGUUUAGUGUUUCGUGUGAGCAUGCAGGGCGGGUUUAUAAGGGACAUAUUGUGUGUAUUUACAAUUGAAACAUACACAGUGCCAAAAUUCCAAAAAACAUUAAAAGGCCAAUUGAAAUACCCAAUUCCUAAUUAAUAAUUUAUAUUAUUAUUAUUGUUAUUGUUAUUUUGUGUCCACACUUAUUAGCAUUUAUGAUAACACAGAUGGGAGAUGUUUGUUUAUGUCAUAUUUAUUGUGUGUUACUGUAUGGCACACCAAGACAUCAGAUGCCUUAAAAAAUUUAAUAUAUAGUGUUUAAGAGUUGUUGUUUUUUUCCUUUCAACAUGGCAUUUACUGACAGUAAAAAAAAUAAUCAUGGCCUUAUUCCCUUCAGUUCAUUAACAUUAACAAGGAAGAGUAUUAGGGCCACAUGUAAACAAAAUUGAAAGAAAGAAAAAAGGAAGAAGAAUUCUCAGAGAAAAAAGUCAGAAUUCUGAGAAUUCUGAG